Tripterygium wilfordii is the source of this 1910-nucleotide messenger RNA. Its product is annotated as protein root UVB sensitive 5. The record is from RefSeq and is a predicted model, not a curated record. Lineage: Eukaryota; Viridiplantae; Streptophyta; Magnoliopsida; Celastrales; Celastraceae. Bases 97 to 1584 code for a protein of 495 amino acids. The transcript is spliced from 15 exons.
CAUUUGGGUGGUUGGGGAGCAAACAUGACAACAAGGGGAAGACGGAACUAGAGAAGAAUCGGCUUUGCAAACUCGGUAUUUCCUUUGAAGCCAGAAAUGACUCACGUUCUCCACAACUCAUUCACUGCUCCUGCCCUGGGAUCUUCGAGAAGGCGGUCGAGUAACAGAGACCGCUUGCUGCGGCUUCGUUGUUCCUCCUUGCAGCCCAAUCUCCAAGAAGGAGAUGGAGAGACCGAUAACGGAAGAGUUCAAGGCCGAAAGCACGUGAUUCUGAUUGAGAGAUAUGGCAAUGGAACCACUAGAAGAUACACAUUGGAUGAUGACUUGACAUCACAAACCUUCUAUGAGGAGCAUGAGUCUGGGAACGAUAAGCUUCAGGACUUCCAUUUCUCUGACCCCAAACUAUCCUGGCUUCCAAAUAUCGUCAAAGAUUUUGUUUUACCUUCUGGCUUCCCAGGUUCGGUUUCUGAUGAUUAUCUGCCGUACAUAUUGCUACAGUUCCCUACAAACAUUACUGGAUGGAUCUGUCACACCUUAGUCACAUCAAGUCUCCUAAAGGCUGUUGGUGUUGGCACUUUCUCUGGUACUACUGCUGCUGCUUCUGCUGCUGCCAUCAGAUGGGUAUCAAAGGAUGGCAUUGGCGCUGUUGGGCGCUUAUUCAUUGGUGGGCGGUUUGGAAAUCUUUUUGAUGAUGAUCCAAAGCAAUGGCGCAUGUAUGCAGACUUCAUUGGUAGUGCAGGAAGCAUCUUUGAUCUAACUACACAACUUUAUCCUGCCUACUUUUUGCCAUUGGCGUCUCUUGGGAAUCUUGCCAAGGCAGUAGCGAGAGGACUGAAAGAUCCUUCAUUCCGCGUCAUUCAAAACCAUUUUGCAAUCUCAGGAAAUCUAGGAGAGGUAGCAGCAAAGGAGGAAGUCUGGGAAGUAGCUGCGCAGUUGCUCGGCCUUGCGGUGGGCAUAUUGAUCCUGGAUUCCCCUGGCCUUGUAAAAUCAUAUCCAGCGAUGUUACUGACAUGGAUGAGCAUGCGGCUUCUGCACCUUUGGUUGCGUUAUCAAUCACUUGCUGUUUUACGGUUUAAUACGAUAAAUCUUAAGCGUGCUCGUAUACUUGUAAAAUCACAUGUUUUACACUCUACUGUACUGGGAUCUGAUGACUGCAACAAGAAAGAAAAUAUUUUAUCAUGGCAAAGAUUCAUGAAGCCGCAAAUUGAGUUUGGUGUGCCCUUGGAAAAGUUGGUUGGCCGUGAGAGAUCCAUUUCCAAGGUCAAGACACUACUGAAAUUGUAUGCAAAUGAAAAGUAUAUUCUCAUGGUGAACCAACAGCAAAGAGAUUUUGAGGUCUUCGUCUCAUUCAAGGUAGGAGCAACAAGUUUGUCAGUCUUGCGAAGUGUGUGGCAGACUUACUGGCUCCAGGAGAACUUCAAAAGCUCUGAUGGCGUAUUUGAUCAGCUUGCAGAAAGUGUACUGGAGAUGGAAAGUAGGUUUGAUGACUUCAUCUGCCAGUUGGAUAUGGCUGGAUGGGAUACACAUAACAUAAACCUGAAAGUCCCUAACGAAAUCUCUAUUCAUGAAAUUGAUCCUGUUUAACAUUUAAACGUGGAGAUCAACACAUCUUCUAUGUUAGUGAGAUUGUGAGAUGAUGCCUUGCUGGUGGACCAAAAGGAUCAGACUCCAAAACAGAGAGGAUGACCGCUGGCUUUCUAUACAGAAAGGAGCCCUACACUAGGGAAUCAGAUUUUGGCAGCAGGAAAAAUUAAGGGUGUUUGCAGUCGAUUUUUUUUAGUUUUUUUACAUGAAUAUAACUGAUCAAAUGGUUGGUUUUUUUUUUUUAAUUUUUUAUCGGUUUUUAAUAGAGAAAUGUGUAACUUUUUAUUAUAUUCAAUGAAUACAGACUAACAAUUACUAAAUACUAU